AGCUAAGGGUAGUGGUGACUAUUUUUCUCUCUUACAAAUUCAUCCAUAGAAAAAUAUAUCCAACCUCAUCCUUACCAACUCCAAAAUCAAGCAUAUAUAUAACUACAUCUACAUAUUAAACAAGAUUGGUCAUUGAGAAAGAGAAAAGAAUAAAAAAACAAGCACAUAACAAUAUGGCUAUUCUUCUAAUAGCUAUACCCAUCUCAAUUAUAGUGAUCCUCAUCACAUACAAUCUCUACUACAGCCUCAGAUACAAGCUCCCACCAGGCCCAAGACCCAAGCCCAUAGUCGGAAAUCUCUACGAUAUAAAACCGGUAAGGUUCCGAUGUUUCGCGGAGUGGGCCCAAUCAUAUGGGCCCAUUAUAUCAGUUUGGUUUGGGACCACUCUAAACGUCGUCGUUUCCAACUCGGAACUGGCUAAAGAGGUUCUGAAAGAACAUGACCACAAACUCGCCGACCGGCACCGGACCAGAUCGUCGGCGAGGUUCAGUAGAGACGGGAAGGAUCUUAUUUGGGCCGAUUAUGGGCCUCACUAUGUUAAGGUGAGAAAGGUUUGUACACUUGAGCUUUUCACACCUAAGAUGCUUGAAGCUCUAAGGCCAAUUAGGGAAGAUGAGGUUAUGGCCAUGGUUGAAUCUAUUUUCAGAGACUCUGUCAAUCCUGAAAACCAUGAAAAAAGUUUACCAGUGAGGGAUUUUCUAGGGGCAGUGGCUUUCAACAACAUUACAAGGCUAGUGUUUGGGAAACAGUUUAUGAAUUCGGAAGGCGAGAUAGACGAGCAAGGAAAAGAGUUCAAAGCAAUAGUGGGAAAUGGGAUUAAGUUAGGGGCAUCCCUAAACAUGGCUGAACACAUUGAUUGGGUACGUUGGAUGUUCCCAAUAGAAGAAGAGGCAUUUGCCAAACACGGUGCUAGAAGAGAUAGACUCACUAAGAUGAUUAUGGAUGAACACACUCUAGCUGGCCAAACAAGUGAUGAUUCUUCCAAACAGCAUUUUGUGGCUUCCUUACUCACCUUGAAGGAUAAGUAUGAUCUUAGUGAGGAUACAGUUAUUGGUCUUCUUUGGGAUAUGAUUACAGCAGGAAUGGACACUACAGCAAUAUCAGCCGAAUGGGCCAUGGCUGAAGUAAUCAAGAACCCAAGAGUCCAACAAAAGGCCCAAGAGGAGUUGGAUCGGGUUAUCGGUGUGGAUCGGGUUAUGACCGAAAAUGAUUUCUCAAAAUUACAUUACUUACAAUGUGUAGUUAAAGAAGCACUACGGUUACACCCUCCAACACCACUCAUGCUUCCACACAAGGCUAAUGCCAAUGUCAAAAUUGGUGGCUACGACAUUCCAAAGGGCUCUAUAGUCCAUGUCAACGUCUGGGCCGUGGCCCGUGACCCCGCGGUGUGGAAAGACCCACUCGAAUUUCGACCCGAAAGGUACCUUGAAGAAGAUGUUGACAUGAAGGGUCAUGAUUAUAGGCUACUACCAUUCGGGGCGGGUCGUCGGGUUUGCCCGGGAGCUCAACUUGGUAUCAAUUUGGUUACUUCUAUGAUGGGUCACUUGUUACACCAUUUCAGUUGGAGCCCAUGUAAGGGAAUUAAGCCAGAAGAUAUUGACUUGACUGAAAAUCCAGGAAUGGUUACUUACAUGAAAAGCCCAUUACAAGCAAUUCCUACUCCAAGGCUACCUUCCCACUUAUAUAAACGUGAGGCUAUUAAUGUGUAGUGUCUCAAUUUUCAAUUUAUGUUAUGAAAUAGUAUUUACCCAAUUAUCAAAAUUUUAUCGUGGGGUUAAGGCUUUUGUAGAUACUAUCACUCACAUACGAGCAAUCUGAGACAAAACACACAUAAAUUUCGUUUUUUUGAUAAUGUUAUGUUGUUGUUACUUUUCAUUUUUCACAUGUUCACUUGUGUUUAAAUUCUAGUUAAAAUUUUAAACCAAAAUUGUACAAUAAUAAAUUGAGUAAAAUUAAAUAACAAGCAGCAGAGCCCUUUGGUUGA
Molecule: messenger RNA, 1984 nt
Organism: Cannabis sativa
Lineage: Eukaryota; Viridiplantae; Streptophyta; Magnoliopsida; Rosales; Cannabaceae
Product: cytochrome P450 98A2
Exons: 3
Coding region: 174-1709 (511 amino acids)
Molecular function (GO): oxidoreductase activity, acting on paired donors, with incorporation or reduction of molecular oxygen; iron ion binding; monooxygenase activity
Source: RefSeq, a predicted model, not a curated record